AUGGACACAUGCUUGGUCGUUCCUGGAAUGGCCACUGUGUCCAUGCACAAGUUCAUGAACCGGAGCAAGGAAAAGAGGGUUGCCCGUUUUACGUAUCAGUGGCAUUUGAUGGAAAAAGAUAGGCACAUCUCUGGAGUUAAUUGUUCAUGA
Tupaia belangeri chinensis (Chinese tree shrew) is the source of this 150-nucleotide messenger RNA. RefSeq names its product NADH dehydrogenase [ubiquinone] 1 alpha subcomplex subunit 1-like. The record is from RefSeq and is a predicted model, not a curated record. Bases 1 to 150 code for a protein of 49 amino acids. The transcript has a single exon. Lineage: Eukaryota; Metazoa; Chordata; Mammalia; Scandentia; Tupaiidae. Gene Ontology annotation, cellular component: respiratory chain complex I.